Westerdykella ornata is the source of this 942-nucleotide messenger RNA. RefSeq lists its product as uncharacterized. The transcript has 3 exons. Lineage: Eukaryota; Fungi; Ascomycota; Dothideomycetes; Pleosporales; Sporormiaceae. The record is from RefSeq and is a predicted model, not a curated record. Bases 1 to 942 code for a protein of 313 amino acids. Gene Ontology annotation, molecular function: metallopeptidase activity.
AUGUCGUCGGCCGUCAACUGCAGGACUGACAGAUUCAUAGCAAUCGACGACGACUGUGGAGCGGACAGAGACUUCAUGAUUGAGCGCAUAGACGCUGCGUUUGCUCUUGCACGAGAUGGGAUGACAGAACUACGGAAGACUCCUAUCAACGAAGACAUCGACAAUGUCUUCCAGCAGCUGUUCGGAUACAAAUACAACGAGCGUCCAUACAAAGUCAUUGAAGGCAGGCUGGACAACCUACAAGCGAUCUCUACCCUCGACGGCGACGCCCAAGGCACUACCGACGUGCGCUUCUUCUGCACCAUGCACCGCAUCGAGAAGCGCAACGACAAGAGAUACUACAACAAGGACUUGAACGUGGCAUACGAGCUCGGCACCAUCACUAACAGGUUCUCGUCCUGCUUUGACUUGACACCGCCGACUCUCGCGGUUACUCUGAACGUCCCCAACCACCGAACGGAAAUCCAGAUAUGCCCAUGGUUCAUGACAACAGCACGCGGUUUCAAGUUCAGGGAUCUGAAGGAGUUGAGGGCUUCAAGCUGGUCCUAUGGAGUUUUGGCAAAGAUCUUGAUGCCCCCUAUCUCGGCAAUCAAGUACACACCGAUCGAUGCCUUUGCGCUGAUGGACAAGGUUAUCUUACAUGAGUUGACGCACACCACCGCAAGUGGAGGACGCACACCGGCAGAAGAUAUGAGUGACGACCCCUACGGUUGGAAGAAUUGCAAGAAGCUGGCGGCGGACUUCUUGGCCUCUGGUAUAAAUGGCGGACUCCCAUCUGUUGCUAAGGACCCCCAGAAUAAUGCCGACACUAUCGCUUUGAUGUGUUCGGCUAUUCGAUUGAUCAAAGACGGUGUGAGGGUCAAAGAAGAUGGGAGCUUGGAUCCGAAGCAGUCAAGUAAGAAGCGUGAUGGGGUGAUGUAUCCAGUGACUUGGGUCGCAUGA